AUGUAUUUUUGUAUACAAUUGCAAAAUUGGUUUUCUGAAGAUGGCCUCGCAACGGUGGACUCUGCCAGCGCUGCAGCACGCCGGCGCAAGCCUCGUGAUCGACGCCGACCGCCGUCGACGCCACCGACGCCGUCGACGCCGCUGAGCAUUACUACUGAGGAACUAGCGGAAGCUCUCCGCCCUCAUCUUCUGUCAGGAAAGUGUAUGUGGACAUUGGGAUAUCCUUUAGAAAUUGAACCAACGUCAUCGAAAGCAGUAGUAUACAUCAAUCCACCACCUCGACAUAGGCCAUUGCCGACUACUACGUGGGAUGUGAACGCUCCAGAAUUUGUGCCUGGUUCUCAAGGUGACAGCGGUCGCGGGUCGUUGGGUUCGACUCCACGUUCUGACAGUGAUGAAGAAGCGGAUACAGUGGAACAUUUGUGUGUGCGUUGUGAUAAAACAUUUCGAAUGACUCGGGAAGGUGAAUUUCUCAAAGUCGAACCGUGUCUCUAUCAUUGGGGACGUGUGAGUGCGGACUGCCGUUACACGUGUUGUAAGUCACUUUGGGGCUCCAGAGGUUGCAGUACAGCUCGUUUCCACGUAUGGAGCGGUACUCGUCCAGGAAUGAAUGGACCACUCGAAGGCUACGUACGUGCUCGCUCUCCUCGCGGUGGUGUCUAUGCCAUCGAUACAGAGAUGUGUUAUACAACGGCAGGAUUGGAAUUAGCUAGUAUUGCAGUCAUUGCCGCUGAUGGCCGGCUUGUAUACAAAUCACUUGUAAAGCCGAGUUCUCCUGUAAUCGACCACAAUACCCGAUUCUCGGGCAUCAGGCCGCGCGACUUGGCGCGCGCGACUAAGACGCUGAGAGACGUACAAAAUGAUAUUCUUGGAUUUGUGGGAACAGACACGAUCCUUAUUGGACAUGCGUUGGACAAUGAUCUACGAGCACUAAAAUUGUUACACGGUGCUGUGGUUGACACUUGCGCAUUGUACCCUCACGCACGAGGAUUCCCAAUGCGACGAUCAUUGCGAGCGCUUUCGGAGGAGUUCCUCGGGCGCAUUGUACAGCAUAGAAGUGCCGGACAUUCACCGUUAGAAGACGCUCGUGCUGCUAUGGACCUGGUACUUCUAAAAGUCCACAAAGAGCGGGCAAGCCGUGCUCUUAUGUCGGACCAGCUGCCAAUGUUACAGCCUUAUGAUCCGUUAAUCAGUGCCGCCUAA
This is a messenger RNA of Arctia plantaginis, 1203 nucleotides long. Lineage: Eukaryota; Metazoa; Arthropoda; Insecta; Lepidoptera; Erebidae. The record is from the annotation of a GenBank genome assembly.